GGGAGGGCUGUGGAUUGGAGACUGAACGCUGCUGGAGCAGGAGCUGGGAGCAGACACAGGGAGAAGGCGGUGCAUUGCUGCAGCAUGGACUGAGGCUGAAGCCUCCUUCCAACCCGAGCCGUAUAUACAUGGAUUUCUAAACCCGGGGAACCCCAACACCUCCCAAAUGUUUCCGAAAUCCAGCCCGAUGCAGACAGAGCACUAGAUAUGGGGAAACUUCACUCCAAGCAUGCCGCCGUUUGUAAACCCAGAGAGAGUCCUGAAGGUGACAGUUUUGUGGUGAACGCUUGUUUGAGUCGGAAGGGGCUGGAGGACUGGAUCGUCAAACAGAAGAACAACCCGGGCUACUCAGCCGGCUUCCAGCGAGCGGGCUGCAGGCUUUCCACCGCGGGAUCGGCUGGUGAAUUUAGCAGAGAAGGAUAUAGUGAAGAACACUAUCCUUUAGAAGUUGCUCUACCUCCAGAGAACACUGAUGGCUUUAAUAAUACAGUUGAAAAGAAAAUGGAAAAAGAAGGAGCUGGACAAAGUGGCAUGAAGAAACAGCUGAAAUUUGAAGAGUUGGAAUGUGAUGUUUCUGUGGAAGAAGACAACAGGCAAGAGUGGACAUUCACUCUAUAUGACUUCGAUAACAAUGGGAAAGUCACCCGUGAGGAUAUCACUAGUCUUCUGCAUACAAUCUAUGAGGUGGUAGAUGCAUCUGUGAACCACUCACCGAGUACCAGCAAAACAUUGCGGGUAAAGCUAACGGUGACGCCUGAUGCAAGCCAAAAAAAGAAAGGCAAUCACACAGUUCAAAACGAUGUUAACAAUUCAUGGCAAAAAGCUGAAAAUAAAUGUUUAGAGGAGUCAAAGAAUAUGGAAAAGAAAAUCCGUGCUACCCUUAGACGUCACAACAGCGAUCAGCAUCCCCAGCAGAGUAACUGCCAUCGCCAGUGUGUGGAUGAAAACAUAGAAAGGAGAAAUCACUACCUUGAUUUGGCAGGGAUAGAAAACUACACCUCAAAAUUUGGACCAGGUUCACCUCCAGUGGCUUCUAGAAAGGAAAAUCAUGUGAAAAUUUCUCAUCAUGCCAGAUCCCGUUCCCAUGAUCCUGAGAUCAUGCACAGCCACCACAGGAGAUCUCAAACUAUGGAUCCAGGACACAGUCAUCUUAACCAUUCUUCAUACACUAGGAUGAUUGAAUUACAGCAAAGACUACGCAAUCAGGACACCAGCAAGCACUUAGUUAAAUCACCCAAAACCCUGAGCAAAAAUAUGAUGGCUUCAGUCCCAGUUGGAAAGGUUGGCAAGAACAAGCUUUCACAGAGUCCCUACAUGCCACUGACCCCCACUCCUGUGGUAGUCAGCCCAAAUAUUUCAUAUCUACCCAUGCAGCUUGGUCAACAGCAUCAGCAGAGUCAUAAGAAACAUAAGCAAAGAUCUAAGGACAACCAUCAAGUAUAUAAAGCCUUCCAACCCCCUUCAAGAGUAGUAGAGCAAGAGCAUGUGAGGGAUUUGCCAUCUCUUAUGCUGUAUGAAGGCCAUGUUGGUCGCAUUGUUCAGAGACAUGAACAUCAUCACCACCAUGAACAUCAUCACCACUACCAUCACUUCUACCAGACAUGAGCAGAGAAGACCAGGGUAUUCUACAAGAACUUAAAACCACAUUAUCCAACUUGAAGGAGCGAUUUCUGGCUGGAUUUUGUGACCGUUGCUCUAUACAGUAUUGUUGAUAUUAAUUAUAAGAUGCUAAGUUCAUUACUUUGACAGUGAAUAAUAAAGACAUGAAGUGAAACUAAAAGACUUUUGAACAGCUGGCUACCUCUAGUGUUAAUUCAGAUUUUAUUUUCUUUAACCUAUAAAAUGUGCCACAAGGGGUUUUUCUGUUCUGCAUACUUGUAACCUUUUUGUGUUGUCCAGAGUAUCAUUUAUGUUUCUGUAAUUGAAUUAUUUUCUAUAUUAAGAUUCACGUUACCCACAUUUGCCAACUCUACAGUCGUUAUAAUGCUGUAGUUUUAAUCCUUCCUUCUGGAGUCAAUUUUUUUUCUACCUUUUGAGAGGAAGCCUAAAGGAAAGAAACGCUGCUAAGUGUUCUGAAAGAUUUGUGCCAUUAUUGGUACAUUUUUUUCUUAGUUUAUUUGGUUGCUUGAAUUCAGUGCUUUCUGGUGAAAAGUUGUUGAUUUGAAUGUUUUGUUACUGAACAUGUAUUUGAGUUCUUUUGGAAUAUCCAAGAGAGUGGCAUGUCUCUCAGUUAAUUCUAUUCUGACUGCAUACAUAUGUGGAGUGAAUUGAUUAGACAAAGCUGUGCACAUAAUUUUCAGAGCUCCCUGCACUAGUUAGUGCACUGUAUCGCAGAUCAGAUCUUUAUGAUCUAAACUUCUUGGGUGUAAUCACUCGUGUACAUUUGAGAAAUGUGCACAGUGUAAAGUCUAAGAAUGUGUAUGUAUGCAAUUAAACCCAAUAUUAUAGCACUCAAGUUCUGUCACUCCUGUCCCACCAACUGGAGAAACCCGAGGUCACCGUAACAAUUGACUCUGUGCCAUGGGACUGAGUGACACAGAAGGUGCAAUGCUCUGUACACAUUUAAGAGAAGUUGGCAAGUAUAUAUUCUAUCUCAGGUGCAUUUUCUUUUAAAACUGUGGUUUGAGUUUAUUUUUUUUUGAAAAAUGAGUUUCUUCUGAAAGGAAUGACGGUGGACUUCUUAAUGAAUGGUGCACAGGGAAGAAGGGACAUAACUUGGUGCAACCAACUCCAUUUUUAAAGUAGUGUCUAAACCUUAUUGAAAUAACAUAGGAGUUAAUCAAAUAAAGAUACCUCACCCAUGAUGGUGAUAUGCAGGAUCCUGUUGAGAGUUAGUUGUGGUGAGUCUUUUGCACAAAUGGAAGAAGGCCUGGAAUGAUUAAGAUAUCUGUUUAUUCUAUGGCCAGCAUCUUAAACUCUACUACAGAAGAAUUCUAAAAUACCACAUGUUACUGCUGACUAUUAAGUGUUCAGCCCCUUUCACACAGCAAUAAAUAUGUCACUGCAAAAUGUCACUUUUACUCCAGGAAAAGGUCAAUAAUAAACUUCAGUGGGUUGUGUUCAGACAGGAAACACGUUACCAGAGACAAAUUUGAUCAGCAUUUUAAGUUGGCCUUUAGCUCAGUAAAAUUUACCAACUUUUUACUGAUCUUGCUGGGUCGUUAAGAAUAUUCAAGACUGAGAGAGACAGAUUUUUAAUCAGAAAGAGAAUCAAGGGUUAUAGGGAAAAAGCAGGAAAGUGGAGUUGAGGAUUAUCAGAUCAGCCACGAUCUCAUUGAAUGGUGGAGCAGACUCGAUGGGCCAAAUGGCCUGCUUCUGCUCCUACAUCUCAUGGUCUUAUGGUUUUGCAUUUAGAUUUAAAAUUGUACCGUUCUAAUUGUGAUAACAAAUUAAUGAUAUUUCUUGUGUUCAUCAGUAUAAUAAAUUCAGAACACACUGCUUUGCAAUCGCAUGACAGAUUAUUGUUACUGGUAAAGACAUGUGAUGUAUUUCCAAUCGUGAUUAGGGCAUGGGAAUCUUUCCAUGGAAUUUUUCUCAUUGGGAGUUUAUCAGUGUUUUUCUUUUUACAAAUAAGUAAUAUUUAGUUCACAGCUAGAACUGUUGAGCUGGACAAUUUACAUGUUACAUUAUUAAAAACAAUCCCAGUCUGGCAAUACUUGGGAUAAGGUGAGAACACUUACCUUGAAGUGCAUUCUGUAAACAAAGUGCCAGCUCUAGCUUAUUUAUUUUUUUCCUUUACAUCUGCUCCAAGAUUACCUCCUCACAAUAGGUUAUGGAAUAAUGAAUGGAACAUGCUACUGUUCUUGUCAAAAUAGUCUUUGCAUCAGCCAUAUAUCACCAUACCCUCACCCACCACAAGUGAAAUCACAAUAUCAUAUUGUGGUGGUGGAUUGAAUUAAUACUCUGAAAUGGCCAAAGAAGAUACACAAAAUCCUGGUAUUAGGAAAGGGAACAAGGAUUGGACGGAAUAUGUUUUCACAAACAUCAAUGCCUUCAUUUAUUAAAUCACUUCCGUGACAUAGGACAAGAAACCCCACAGACGUUGCUAUCUGUUUAGACAUCCUUGUCAAAUAAAACUACGCUUGUAUUAUACAGAGUAACACGCAGUGGAGUAUGUAUGUUACCCUCUUUAUACAUUACUCUAAAGGUAUCAGAAAGUAAUUUGCUGUGUGAAUUGGGCUUUAUAUCACAUCUAUGAAAAAACACAUCUGAUUUCUAUAGGCGUGAAAGGAAAGUCCCAUGGGCAGUGAAAUCGCCAGUCACGAACCAUAGAAGAAAAUGUUUUAGAAUGUACUGUUUUAUUUACAACUGCAUCCUUGAGGAAAACAUUCUAAAUAGAUUUCACGGAUUCUUCUGAGAUUUACUAAGGAAUUAAGGAGGCCAUGAACUUUUUCAUUUAUGGACUUAGAGUUGUACCUUGAUGUUAUAAAUGCUGCUUGAGUAGCAGUCUUUCCCUUCUAAGUAUACUUUGUAUUUAUAAAAUAUAUAUUGGACUGAAAGUGACACAUGUCUGCUAAGCAUAUUGGCUUUCUGUGUCUUAGUGUUUUAAUUAUUGGUAACCCUGUGUUAACAAACUAAGUCUAAUGCAAUCCUGUCUCCACCACUAGUAUAUCUUACACAUUUGUGUACAUUCCCGACGUGUGUAAUGUUUUUUGACAGCCAUGUAAAAGAACAGUAUUUAAAUCUGUAUUGACUACAUAUUGUACCAUUCAGUUGUAAUAUUACUUGUGUAACACAGUUCAUAAUGUUCCCUUCUGAAAGCAAUUUUUUUGCAGUAUCCCUUUAAUUGAAUAUAUCUUUCAGUAUUUUGUAUAGUAUAUAUAGAUGGUUUUGAUUAAAUGCUUUAUUUAUUUAAUAGUAAAACUGUGCCAACAGAAACCCCUUUUAAUUAAAGGUAAACUAGUCAAAUAUAUCAACAAAA
This is a messenger RNA of Carcharodon carcharias (great white shark), 4921 nucleotides long. RefSeq names its product NKD inhibitor of WNT signaling pathway 1 (gene nkd1). Gene Ontology annotation, biological process: negative regulation of Wnt signaling pathway. Lineage: Eukaryota; Metazoa; Chordata; Chondrichthyes; Lamniformes; Lamnidae. Gene Ontology annotation, molecular function: calcium ion binding. Gene Ontology annotation, cellular component: cytoplasm. The transcript has 10 exons. The record is from RefSeq and is a predicted model, not a curated record. Bases 208 to 1605 code for a protein of 465 amino acids.